Molecule: messenger RNA, 1812 nt
Organism: Peronospora matthiolae
Lineage: Eukaryota; Oomycota; Peronosporomycetes; Peronosporales; Peronosporaceae
Source: the annotation of a GenBank genome assembly
AUGGAAAGCGUGGACGCGGCGCUGCGAUACCUGCAGCGGCAGUUUGCCAGCGUUGCGAGUGAAGAGGCGCAUUGGAAUGAAGAGCGUCAGAAACUACAGGCGCAAUUACGGGAGCUCGAGGAACAGCGGGGCGAGCAGGAACAGGCAUACAAAGACGCCAUGUUACGCGUCAAGAUGCUCGAGUUUGCUUUAAGACAAGAGCGCGGGCGGUACUUGGACUCGCCCGCGGCGGUGCAAACCACAGGCACUUUGCACACCAAUCCACACGUGGAGAGCGCCGAGGUGUCACGAGGCGUGACGGUCUCGCGCUCGAUAGAGCGUGUUAAGUCGGGGCGGACAAUUGAGCAGCCGUCACCGGCGCUGUCGCCUGAGAUCAGUCCAAAGGCGCACAGUAACAAUAGCAGUAGUACUAAUGGUCGAUCGGAGAGCAGAGACAAGCCCGUGGCAGGGUCGGGGAGUACGCCCGUGCAGGGCAAAGGCUUGGAGAUCUCGCGCCCUCGAAUGAUGUGUCGGACUGCAUCAGGGCGAGAAGUCGAGCGCGAGGCGACCCGAAGCGCGUCAGGCAUUGAAGUCGAGCGAGAGACGAGCCGGUCUGUGACGGGGUCGGGUCGCGACGGCGAGAGGGAAUUUAAUCGGUCGGCGUCAGGACGAGAAGUAGAGCGCGUGGAACGAACGGGCGAUACAGGAAAGCUGGCAAAGCCGGCUGUGAUUGCGUUUGCACCUAAAGGGUCUUGCGUGCCGCACAAACUGAAGCUAAAGCUGUCGGGACACAUGGACGGAGUACGGGCACUUGCCUUCCAUCCGACAGAACCGCUUUUGGUGUCAGGCAGUGAAGACUGUACGGUGAAGGUGUGGAAGCUGUUGAAUGUGGGAAAUGGCCCACCACUGCAGCGUGCAACCGAAGUGGAUUCGCUCGUGACGAUGCGGGUCCAUACGAAGAGCGUGCUGGCUCUAGCUGUGUUUAGCGCUGAGACCUACCCGGACUGUUCGCCUGGACAGAUAGGUGCAUUCGCAUCCGCUGGGCGUGACGGCACACUAAAUCUGUUCCAGUUACAAAGCACCGAUACGGAAAAGCCCGAACCGUACACGUACGCGGAGUACGAAAGUAUGAAGAUACAUUCGAUCAAGAAAGCACAUGACGAUGCUAUCUGGGACCUGCAUGCGCACCCGCUGUCGAACACGUUGUUCUCAGCAGGAGCGGACGGCGUGGUCCGAACUUGGGGAGUUGCAUCAGAGCUGACACUGAAGGGUGAACUACGGUGCCCCUCCAAGACCAACACGAACGGCACGGGUCCAAGCAUCAGUGGCUCUUUGGUGCCCACGUCAGUGAAUUCGAUGCUGACAGAUUCGAAAACAUCCGUUGUCGGAUACACAAAUGGGUCAAUUGCCCAGUUUGACUACGCAGCUGAACGCAUUAUACAGCUUACACGAGCGAUCGACGUCGACACUGUUGGAAGAGGGGGUCAGGUGAAUAAGCUGAUCGUACACCCAACCAUGCCGAUCGCGAUUGCGGCACAUCAAGACAGAAAAAUUCGAAUGUAUGACAUGCGGGCCGGCGAUUGCGUUGGCUCUUUGACCGCUCACCAGGACUCGGUCACGUCUCUUUCAAUAGAUGCAGCAGGACUGUACAUCGCGUCUGGAGGUCACGACGGUUCAUUGCGUGUCUGGUCAGUUGCAGACCGUCACUGUGUCUUUGAGCAACCAGUGCACCGGCCAAAGAUGACCGAAGCAAUGCAUGCAGUAACUUACCACCCGUCGCGCAAUUAUAUCGCCACAGGCGGUGCAGACAGUACAAUAAAGAUCUUUCAGUAA